AUGUUUUCACGUCUAUACACAAAAUCCGAACUCAUAAAACUGACCAAGCAGAUUAUCCCACCACUUCUUCCCUCAUAUUACAAAGGCCAAUGUGGUAAGAUAGCCAUUAUUGGAGGAUGCGAAGAUUAUACAGGUGCACCAUUCUUUUCAGCACAUGCUGCAGCUACUUUGGGCUGUGAUCUCACACAUGUCAUAUGUGAGCGUUCUGCAGCAACUGUUAUCAAGAGUUAUUCACCUGAUUUAAUGGUUCAUCCAUAUCUGAAAGACAGCAAUGCUUUAGAGCAAUAUAUGAUUACAACAGGAAAGAAACUCGACAGGUUGAAUGAGAGGAGUUUCCAGGCUGAAUACGUCAAGGAGAAGGUGAUGCCAAAAGUGAUUACGAUUCUUGACAGGAUUCAGGCUGUUGUUGUUGGUCCUGGAUUUGGUAGAGACCCUGUUAUGCUUCUCACACUGGAAUUCAUACUUGAUGAAAUUAAGGCCCGGCAUCUCCCGGUUAUUCUAGAUGCGGAUGCCUUGUAUCUUGUUUCCCAGAAGCCCAAUGUGAUUAGAGGAUACUCGAAUGCAAUUCUCACGCCUAACAUUGUCGAAUACAGGCGUAUUUGCAAAGCCGUUAACAUUAAAGAUGCCGAUAACACUAAGGAGGUGCAUCUUUUAAGCAAAGCAAUGAAUGUCACCGUUUUGCAAAAGGGAAACAAGGAUCUCAUAGUUUGCGGAGACGACGAAAUUGUCAAUGAUGAGGCUGGAUCGUGUAAAAGAGUUGGAGGUCAAGGUGACUCUUUGACAGGCUUGAUUUCUACAUUUUUGGCCUGGGGAUACUCUGCUUACAAGGACAAAAUCUGGCCCGAGGCUAAAAGGAGCACUCCCCAGUUCACCAAUGAACAAAUAAGAAUGCUCGCAUGCUAUGGAGGGGCACUAUUGACGAAAAAAAGUGCCGGAAAGGCGUUUACUAAGUAUGGAAGGUCGAUGCAAACAUCAGACUUACACAAAUACAUCCUGGAGUCGUACAACGAGGUGUUUGGCAUUUAA
Molecule: messenger RNA, 1026 nt
Organism: Brettanomyces bruxellensis
Lineage: Eukaryota; Fungi; Ascomycota; Pichiomycetes; Pichiales; Pichiaceae
Exons: 1
Coding region: 1-1026 (341 amino acids)
Biological process (GO): metabolite repair
Molecular function (GO): ATP-dependent NAD(P)H-hydrate dehydratase activity
Source: RefSeq, a predicted model, not a curated record